AUGUCUCCUGAAAGACUGGACAGAAGAACAGUAUGCAACAUAAUCAAUGAAACAACAAAGGCUAUUUGGGAUGUUUUGCAACCAAGUUAUUUAAAAGCACCAGAAAGUUCAGAUGAGUGGGAAAAAAUAGCAAAUGAAUUUGAAAAUGAGUUGAAUUUUCCUAAUUGCAUUGGGACAAUAGUUGGCAAACAUGUAUGGAUUGAAGCUUCUGUUUCAAGUGGAUCUGCUUACUACAACUACAAAAACUAUCAUAGUAUGGUUUUGCUAGCCAUAUGUGAUGCAAAAUACUGCUUUACUUUGGUAGAUAUAGGUAGCUAUGGCAGAGAUAAUGAUGCAUCUAUAUUUAAUGAAAGUAAAAUGGGUAAAGCUUUUAAAUAUAAUUUGUUCAAACUUCCCAAGAACUGA
Hydra vulgaris (swiftwater hydra) is the source of this 405-nucleotide messenger RNA. RefSeq lists its product as uncharacterized. The record is from RefSeq and is a predicted model, not a curated record. NCBI's taxonomy places the organism in Eukaryota, Metazoa, Cnidaria, Hydrozoa, Anthoathecata, Hydridae.